AUGACCACCCCAGACGCCGAAGAUGCAUCUCCCUCGCCGGAGUACAGGAGUGAUCAGGACGACGAUAUGGCUGCCGAACAGACUACAGACCGCCAGUCCGGCGAUGCCUCGCCCACCCAGAAGCCUGCAAACGGCAAACCCAAUGCAAAGGAUCCUCUAAGACCACGGAGAAAGAAGGCGCGGAGGGCAUGUUUUGCCUGCCAGCGCGCCCAUCUGACAUGUGGCGAUGAAAGGCCGUGCGGCCGCUGCAUCAAGCGAGGUCUCCAAGAUCAUUGUAUGGACGGCGUGCGAAAGAAGGCAAAGUACCUUCAUGACGCACCAGAUGGCUCUCUCAUGCCCGGUGUGGGCGGCCACUACCCGUACAUGAACGGAAACCGCCCAACACCACUUCCGGCUCAGGACACACAUACAGUCUCUGUCUCUCCACAAAGCAACAUGUACAAUCAAGCCCAGCCACCGGCCGCAUUCUAUCCGCCAAAUUCGAUACCAGGCCAACUACCCGUUACUCAGGACACGCGAGCUUUUAGCAACCAGCAGUCGCCGAUAUCACCGCCGUUUACCCAGGCCCACCACGCUUCGGUGCAAAAUGCAGGUGCGCCGAGUACCAUGUCACAGGGUCAGCAAGGUAUGCAACAGUUUGGACCCUUGUUCGACCCCAGCGACCCAGCCUUGUUCAAUUUCGAUAUUUCCAGUCUGAACUUUGGGAACCACUAUGGUGCGCUCGAGUUUGGCAUGCUCGGCCACAUGUCAUCAGGUGCAGUCGAGACACCGCAUGACAAUAACCUGAUGAACAACAUGAGCGGUUCCGUGAACAUGUAUAAUCAGCAAGUGCCGUCCGGUUACCCGGAUCAAAAUAAUGCGGCCGCUAUGGCAUUCGGUCCGAAUGGGCUCCCUGGCAGCGAAUGGCAAGAGACGCAAUCGCGGCAGGGAAGUAUGCACGUUCACACGCCAAACAAUACCUCGGGUAGCGGCAGUCACGACCACCACCCUCACCGAAAUGACAGCCUCAAUGGUCCUCACGCGUUUGCCAUUGGCCAAGGACCAGCCACACAUUCUACAGCAAGUCCGGCAUCCACCGAUGCGUCUACGUACGAGGGUGAUAAUCCACUAUCUACGGCAGCAUUCUUUGCGAAUGCUAAUCGGCCGCAUGCACAACGGUCACCCUUGGUCAGUCGGCCGCAACAGGAAAAUAGGCCUCCAACCACAGCACUGCAAUCAAUACACGCAAAUGGCAUUCGUAAACGCCAACGAGAUACCAAGAGCGUGUAUCAAGGCAUUACCAAGCCUUAUGACUAUGUUAAGGGCUAUCAUAGGCUGUAUCAGCUGAUUGACAAGAAGUACUCCAGGCCAUGGGUCGCCAAAGCACAACAAUAUCUACAAAAUUACCGACCCGUUCUCUUACAAGUUCGUGAAGAGCUGAACCGAGACGAUCUAAUACACCAAGAAAUGGGUCUACAACGCCAUCUCAUGACACUUCAAGAGCACUUUGCCGAAGUAGGUACCCCCUUCCUCAUCUGCCGGCGCUCAGGCGAGAUCGUCGGUAUAAACAAGGAAUUCACCAUCCUCACGGGCUGGAAACGCGAUGUCCUUCUCGGCCACGAACCCAACCUCAACGUCAACCUCGGCACCAACCGCGAAUCCAGCGAAAGCGAUACCUCUACCCAAAACACAACUCCUAACCUCUCAGCCCAAGACUCCGAGGGCGCUACCCCCAGCGUCAACAUCAUCGAGCUCAUGGACGCAAGAUCAGCCCUAGAAUUCCUUCAGCACUUUUCUGAACUCUGUUAUCAGGACCCACGCGGUUAUGCUUCCCAACGUGUUAAUAUGCUGCGAUAUCAGACCAAAGCAGACGUUGACCGCAUUCACAACAUGAAGAAUGCAAGUUCUGGCGACGCGAAAUUGGAUCCAUUGGUCAAGAUGGAAGGCGGAGCUGUACAUCAGGGUGAGAGUGCUAUGCAGCGGCUUGGUGCCAAGAGCGGAAUGGUCGAUUGCAUGAUUUGGUGGCAUAUCAAGAGAGACAUCUUCGAUAUGCCGGUGCUGGUUUGUAUGAGUGUUAUGCCUGUUCUUGAUAAAGGUCUUCCAUAG
Pyrenophora tritici-repentis Pt-1C-BFP is the source of this 2085-nucleotide messenger RNA. Its product is annotated as GAL4 domain containing protein. Gene Ontology annotation, biological process: regulation of DNA-templated transcription; cellular response to starvation. Lineage: Eukaryota; Fungi; Ascomycota; Dothideomycetes; Pleosporales; Pleosporaceae. Gene Ontology annotation, molecular function: zinc ion binding; RNA polymerase II transcription regulatory region sequence-specific DNA binding; DNA-binding transcription factor activity, RNA polymerase II-specific. Gene Ontology annotation, cellular component: nucleus. The record is from RefSeq and is a predicted model, not a curated record.